Molecule: messenger RNA, 330 nt
Organism: Staurois parvus
Lineage: Eukaryota; Metazoa; Chordata; Amphibia; Anura; Ranidae
Source: the annotation of a GenBank genome assembly
AUGUCCCUCCUGCAGUGUCCCCGGCAAUGUAAUCUGGUGGAUGCCGGCAUCUGUCAUCUGGGUUCCGUCCCCUGAGAGCGUCAGGACGUAUGGGGGACGGAACGGCGGGAAAUUUGAAAAUGACAAAAAUAAAACAUUACUGUAUCAAACCAUUUCACAUACAUUUUGUCCCUACUGCUUUGUCCUGUGCCCCGCCUGCAUUUUUACUGUUCUUUCUGCCUGGAAACUGAGAAAUGUCCAUGGUGUCCAAAAAGCGUCCCUUUAGGUCAAAAGUGGUUUUAGACCAGCUAGAGAACAGCGAUAGUAAAUUAGAUCCUCUUGCAGAAUUGA